Astrephomene gubernaculifera is the source of this 799-nucleotide messenger RNA. The record is from the annotation of a GenBank genome assembly. Lineage: Eukaryota; Viridiplantae; Chlorophyta; Chlorophyceae; Chlamydomonadales; Astrephomenaceae.
GGAGGAGGGGCAGGUACCCCGGUAGCAGGUACCAGUCCCGAGCACCCCUUCGCGGCGCGCAACAGCAUCCGGAACGUGGAGGAGCAGUUCAACGAGCUGCGCCCCCGGCUGGCGCUGCACUUCCCCUUCGAGCUGGACGCCUUCCAGCAGGAGGCGGUGCUGCACCUGGAGGGGGGCAGGAGCGUGUUCGUGGCGGCACACACCAGCGCCGGCAAGACGGUGGUAGCGGAGUACGCCUUCGCGCUGGCUACCCGCCACUGCACCCGCGCCAUCUACACCUCGCCCAUCAAGACCAUAUCCAACCAAAAGUUCCGAGACUUCAGCGCCAAGUUCGAGGUGGGCCUGCUGACUGGCGACGUGCAGGUGCGCCCCACCGCGCCCUGCCUCAUCAUGACAACCGAGAUCCUGAGAUCCAUGCUGUACAAGGGUGCCGACCUGAUUCGCGACGUGGAGGUGGUGGUGUUCGAUGAGGUGCACUACGUGAAUGACGUGGACCGGGGGGUGGUGUGGGAGGAGGUGAUCAUCAUGCUUCCCCCGCACAUCACGUUGGUGCUGCUGUCCGCCACCGUUCCCAACGUGAUGGACUUCGCGGACUGGGUGGGGCGCACCAAGCGCAAGGUCAUACACGUGACAGGCACCACCAAGCGCCCCGUGCCCCUGGAGCACUCGCUCUACCACGCGGGCGAGCUGUACCCCAUUUGCAGCCGCGAGGUGUUCAACCCCGAGGGCGUGAGGCGCGCGCAGGCGGCGUACAAGGCCCGCAAUGACCCGCAGCAGGGCUCGUACGGCGGAGGAGGAG